Messenger RNA from Pollicipes pollicipes, 785 nucleotides. RefSeq lists its product as uncharacterized. The record is from RefSeq and is a predicted model, not a curated record. Lineage: Eukaryota; Metazoa; Arthropoda; Thecostraca; Pollicipedomorpha; Pollicipedidae. Gene Ontology annotation, molecular function: RNA binding. The coding region runs from base 48 to 692 and encodes 214 amino acids. The transcript is spliced from 6 exons.
CUACCAUCUAAAUUCGCAGCUGAUCCAAGGACAACUCGAAGACGCUGAUGGACCGAACGCGCUGCCGGCUGUUCGUCGGCUUCCCGGACGGCCAGCUGACAGACAUCGGCCAGGCGGCCAUCUUGUUUCCCAGCGCCACCUCCAUCCAGCUGCCCAGGGCGGUGGAGUGCCAGUUCGAGUCGGCGGCCGAGGCGGCGGCGGUGGUGGCGCGCCUGCGACAGACGGAGGUCGCCGACGGCCGGCUCGUCUCGGCGGAGACGCUCCUCGCGCAGCGGCCGGCGGGCGCGCUCGACCGCCGUGCUCUCCUCAAGAACAUGACACGGCUGCACGUGCGUGGCAUACAGAGGACGGCCACCGUGCCGGAGCUGCAACAGCUGUUCACUGGCUGCGAUGACGUCAGCAUUCCGGCCAACAACCAGCGCGGAAACAACGGUUACGCGUUCGUGCAGUUCCCCGACCGGCAGUCAGCUGCUGCAAUGGCGUCCCAGCAGCUGACGCUGCACGACAAACAGCUGACUGUCUCUUAUGCCGUCGAGAGAAACCUGGCGCUGGCCUCAGACCCCAGGUAUGAAAUGGUUGAAGUCGAAGAUGACUCUGGCGGUCAUCGUGCGAAGCAGAGCCUGGCCUCUCCACCGACAGGUGGCAACAGUAAGAAAACGAAGCACAAAAACAAGUGUGUUGGUUUAGUUUAGUCUUAAAGACCUCCAUUGAUCCACAUGGAACUCGCACCAUUCUGCUUCUUGGACUAAGAUGCAACAUUGAAACAAUACAUUUGCGAAAUGUGA